UUGUAGGUUGCCUUCGAAACCAUUCAUAUAUUUGUGUUGUUAAAGAAAUAAAAACAAUAACGAGCAAAAAAUGAUCUUUCACUUUUACGCUGUUGUGUUAACAUUAUUCUUGUGCGACUAUGUGGCAGCGGCUUUGUGCAUUGCACGUAAUCCGUUAUCAAAAAUGUACGGUUACAUGUCAUGUUGUUCUAACAAAGACAGCAGAGAAGAAUGCUUUAAUAUCGAUGAUUUUAAAUACGCGGGAGACCCAAUUAAAUUUAGCUGCAUACAUGAAGACCAGCAACUCGGUUUUGAUGUGUAUAAAUCUGACGAAGAUGACAUGAUGGAAUUGGCAGCAAAAUUGGAUAACGGAAGGGGCAUUUCCCUAUUUUUUCACGGAAUCGGAAACAAAGUUUCCAUCGACGGCUAUUUUUUUAAUGCUGUGAAAGAAUGGUUUUCUGUGUCCGAUAAAAAUAUCUGCAUCAUAACGUAUGUAUAUGCAAAACCUACAACACUGCUCACCCUUUUGAUUGACGUGAACAAAAUGGUGAGGACAAAACGGUUGGACUUUGUAGCGAAGCAAGCUCGUGAUUUGGUGUUGAAUGUUCGCGAAAAGUGUGUCGAAUCUGGGAAAAGUGAUUGUCUUAAAAGUAUGUCACAAGUGGAUGUUAUUGGAUUUAGCUUUGGUUCUUACAUAGGUAGCCGCACCUGUGAAUUUCUCUAUGAAAAGACAAAAGAAAGAGUUAAAACUUUAUUGGGACUUGAUCCUCCGAGAACUACCAUUUUCUUGGACAACUCGCCACAUUUUAAGAGGGGCGAUGCCGAGUACACGCAAGUUUUGCACACCUCAAAUAAUUUUGGGACAUCUAAAAAAAUUGGCGACGUAGACAUCUAUGUACAUUAUAAAUUUGAUACGAUUUUGUUGAAUUUAUUGAAAAAGCAUGGCUUGAGUGUGUUUCUACACAUCGCAACUGCAACAAAACGACUCUAUCUCAUAGCCGAAGAAAAUGGAAAUGGAACUAUGAUUGCCAAUGUUGGACAAAAACUUCGUCCAUUGAAAUCCAAUGAGGUCUUACUGGGUGUGUAUGGAACAUUCAAUCAGCGAAAGAAGGAAAAAACAUUUGAGCUGAAUCUAGUCGAUAAAACGAAGCUUUUUUGGGACAAUCUUAGUGGCCUUGUGAAUGUGAAAUAUUUUGGUUGAUUGACAUGUGUCGUAUUGUCAUUGCAUUUUUAUAUUUCAAUAUGAAAGGAAAGCCUGACAAUAAAUAUCAUUCGAAUAAAUGAAAAAUUGUGGAUUAACCUUUUUUUAUCAAUAAAUGAAAGCGUUAGCUCGUGUAAUUCAAAUAA
Messenger RNA from Contarinia nasturtii (swede midge), 1326 nucleotides. RefSeq lists its product as uncharacterized. Lineage: Eukaryota; Metazoa; Arthropoda; Insecta; Diptera; Cecidomyiidae. The transcript has 6 exons. Bases 71 to 1180 code for a protein of 369 amino acids. The record is from RefSeq and is a predicted model, not a curated record. Gene Ontology annotation, molecular function: lipase activity.